Kockovaella imperatae is the source of this 2421-nucleotide messenger RNA. RefSeq names its product kinase-like domain-containing protein. The coding region runs from base 1 to 2421 and encodes 806 amino acids. Gene Ontology annotation, biological process: regulation of mRNA processing; protein phosphorylation; spliceosomal complex assembly. Lineage: Eukaryota; Fungi; Basidiomycota; Tremellomycetes; Tremellales; Cuniculitremaceae. The transcript has 4 exons. Gene Ontology annotation, molecular function: protein kinase activity; ATP binding. The record is from RefSeq and is a predicted model, not a curated record.
AUGCCCUCUCAUUCAACCAACAACAUCACUUCCAUGGUCACCACCGCCGCCGCCGCCCCUCCCGCCGCUUCUUCUUCAUCCUCAAUCGGCGGUGGUCAUACGACUCAACCUCCAAGACCUCCACUCAACACUCACGCUUCUACCUCUGGGACUUCCUUAUCCGCCCAAUCUCACUCGACAUCAGUCAUGACGGAGGACGAGGAGGAUCUGGAGGACUAUAGACCCGGUGGAUAUCACCCGAUCAAUAUCGGGGACGAAUUCAAUCUCGGACGUUAUGUGGUGGUCAGGAAACUCGGAUGGGGCCAUUUCUCAACCGUUUGGUUAGCAAGGGAUAAUACGACCAGUCGGCAUGUCGCACUCAAAGUCGUCAAAUCUGACGGCCACUACACCGAGACUGCGCUGGACGAAAUUCAACUUCUUCAACGAGUCGUCUCAUCUUCGCCCACUCACGCUGGUCGAACCCAUGUGGUUGGUCUGGUAGAUGAUUUCAGACACGAUGGACCGAACGGAUCGCACGUCUGCAUGGUGUUUGAAGUGUUGGGUGAAAACCUCCUGGGGCUCAUCAAACGGUAUCAACACCGUGGAGUCCCUCAACACAUUGUCAAGCAGAUCGCCAAGCAAGUCUUGCUGGGUCUCGAUUACCUCCAUAAUCAAUGUCGCAUCAUUCAUACCGAUCUCAAACCUGAAAAUGUCUUGAUCUGUAUAGAAGACGUCGAGUCAGUCGUCCAGGCCGAAUUGGCAACCUGUCCCGCUGCUGUCCCGACGAAACUGGUCGGUGUACCGCCUUCUCAAGGACGAUUGGGCAAUCAAACACCUCGAAACGAGUCCAUGUUCAUAGUCGGUUCUCAACCUCUCCCUUCACCAUCUUCCAGUUUCUCCAGCUCGCCAAUGUUCGACAAACAUGGAUUUGGAAUGAGCAAGAUCUCUGGGGGAGGCUCAAAAGGAUCCACGACAAAUGUAGCGGGUGGUGUCGGACCGAGUUCGGGGCUUGCCAGAGGCAAUACAGCUGAAGGCAUUGGGAAUGAGUUGGGGAACGUCAAUCUAGGAGACGAUGCCUUGACAUGGGAAAAGAAGAAAGCCAUCAUCCAUCAGCCUGGACCUUCACUUCUCUCUCAGCAGAUGGUCAAUCCUCCAGAUUUAGCACCUCAAUCCGCUCAUGCUCCAGGCUCGGCAACCAGUACCACAGCUACUCCGAGUCAAACAGUCAUCACUACACCUGCGACGACACCUGACAGUGUUCAGGUAAAGAUCUCCACUUCUGUCGGCUCCACCGCUCCUUCCAUUCCUUCCAUCUCGGGGACUAGUCAAAACCCCGCCGCCCCGUCUAAAUCUGCUCAACAAACCGAUGAUACAAGUAAGAAUAUCACACAGCCUUCCGACCCGCCACCAUCAGAAGAGACUGGAUUCGCGCGAUCCAACACGUUUGUCAGCAAUAUCUCCGAAGACGCCUCCUCUACCCAUCUCAACAACCUACAAGACCUGUCACCUCAUCAACCACAUCAUUCUGAGCAUGGCUCUCAUUCUCACACACCGCAACCGACGGGGGGACACGGAGAUUAUAUCGACGAGAGUAUGAUCGCUCCCGUUGCCGGCGAUCCGAAUAUGCUUCCUCCGCCAUUCCCCUAUGAUCCCGUCAGUCUCGAGAGGAUCACUGUCAAAAUUGCGGAUCUCGGUAACGCCUGUUGGGUCGAUCAUCACUUUACCAAUGAUAUCCAGACGCGACAAUAUCGAUGUCCAGAGAUCAUCCUGGGGACGAAAUGGAAUGAAAGUGUGGAUAUAUGGAGUGCUGCGUGUCUGUUCUUCGAGCUGUUGACAGGCGACUAUUUGUUUGAUCCUCAGCCUGGUGGCAAGUAUGACAAGGAUGACGAUCACAUGGCACAAGUCAUGGAGCUCCUGGGCGACAUGCCAAAGGCUCUGACGCAGCACGGGAAGUACAGUCACGAGAUUUUCACGAGGAAGGGCGAACUGCGUCAUAUCAGUCGAUUACGAUAUUGGCCUCUCGACCUUGUCCUCAAGGAGAAGUAUCUCAUGGAAGCUGAAGAGGCAGAGCUCUUGUCGUCUUUCUUGCUCCCCAUGAUGCGAUACGACUCUGACGCCCGAGCAACAGCGGCGGAGAUGGUCAAUCAUCCAUGGCUCAAAGGCGUGGUGGUCCUGGGCGAAGAGGAGAUCGCAGAGAGCAUUCAUCGAGCCCGGAUGGAUAAAUUGGCAGAGUUACGGCGUGGUUCAGAUAACCAACCUGGUGAAUCGAGCAAUGUGACGAGCGAGAGUGCGACGGCGAGGAACAGCACGUCUUCGGGGAGUCAGAGCGAGGCUUCAAAAUCCAAUGCCGCCACGGAUGGAAAAGAUGGGAAUGGACUCUUGGAAGAAGUCGCAAAGCUUGGUCCUGCUGUCAAAGGUCUCGUCGGAAUGGGCCGGAUAUGA